Molecule: messenger RNA, 948 nt
Organism: Hemicordylus capensis (graceful crag lizard)
Lineage: Eukaryota; Metazoa; Chordata; Lepidosauria; Squamata; Cordylidae
Gene: TEX29
Product: testis expressed 29
Exons: 5
Coding region: 188-745 (185 amino acids)
Source: RefSeq, a predicted model, not a curated record
GUGGUUGUAGGGAAGGGACUAGAUAGACUCUUGGCAGAUAGGAUGCCUCUCAUGGUGAUCAGGGAAAUUGGCCAACUGUCCACACUAGUUAGGUCAGCUGCCUGCAAUAUUUAUGGAAAUGCUACACUUACCCAUUUGAAGACUUUUUUCUGAGAGUAUUUAUGAAAACUUGUCAACCCUCAAAAACAUGGUGGCUUUUUCAUUUACAGCUGCAUUAAAGACUUUUUUCAGAUCUGUCUCAUUUAUUUUGCUAACAAAGGACUUGGAAGAACCCGUACAGAAUCCAAGAUUUAUUUUCUUAUUUUAUUGCCUAACCUUGUGGCCUUGUCCUGGUGCAUGUGUUAAAUUGUCACUGAAGUUGGACAGGGCAAUACAGUCUCCACCCUUGACUCAUCAGUUGGAAAAACGAGAUGCUAACUUCUUCCGGUAUGGAUUUGCGGUAUGUGAACUCCCUUUUUAUGAAAUAUGCAGUUUAAAUGUAUCAAGAAUCCAGUGUUCGGAAUUAGGAUGCUGCUUCCACAAAGAAACGUGCUAUAAAAAAGCUGUACCACAAUACAUGAAAACCUUUGUUGCUUUUAUACUGAUCAUCAUGGUGAUCUUUGUUUUAUUUUUGGUGAUAAGUUGUUGUGGACGCAGGAAAAAAAGGGGGCCCUCAAUAGAAGAAGACAAACAAGCAAUAGUAGAAGACAAAUCUGAUACAAGUAGCAGUUCUUCUGAUUCUCAGGAACAAGAUGAUGAAGAUUAGCCCUGUGCGUGUGAAAAAAUAAAGCUCAUGAUAAAGAAAGAAACAAAGGGUGGCACUGGAAGUAUCAGAAGAAGAAUUACUCUCUGAUGAUGUGAAUCUGAUCUAUUUUAAACCAUGCCAUGUUGUUCUGUGUUACUCUGUUAAACUUCCUGUUUAAUUUUCAUUAGCCUUCAUAAAAUGUUGUGCAUUGUUUAAUAAUUUAA